Messenger RNA from Enterobius vermicularis (human pinworm), 2807 nucleotides. NCBI's taxonomy places the organism in Eukaryota, Metazoa, Nematoda, Chromadorea, Rhabditida, Oxyuridae. The record is from the annotation of a GenBank genome assembly.
AUGUGCAUUUCUUCGCAUAGUUUUUUUGUUGCAGAAAAUGAAGUUUGGAGAGAUUUUUUGUGGACCAAAUCAAACCUUAUCAAAGAAGCAUUUGUGAAAAAUGCUGCAACCGAUAAAACACUGAAAACACAAUAUAUUGCCACUCAUAGUGGUUUGACACGAAUAUAUCCGCAAUUUGCAGCUCGAAAAUGGGUAAUGAAACCAGAAUCAAUUACGGUAGAUCUGUUUGAUCCAAGAUAUCGACCAUGGUAUAUAGCGGCUCAGUCAGCACCCAAAGAUGUGCUCUUCCUCAUUGACAUGUGUCUGACAGUAUCAGUCAAUGAGCUGUCUGCUAGAUGCUGGAGUGGCAGUGUCAAAGGUCAAACAAUACAUCUGAUACGAAUGACCAUUCUACACAUCCUGACAACUCUUGGUCCUAACGACUAUAUGAAUGCAAUUUGGUUUAACACUAAGCGUGAAUUUGCUCUUCAAGGUUGUUCUGAUGGAUUCCUUCCAGCCACAACCAUCAACAAAAGGGUUAGCCGGCCCGUUUCCGUUUUGAGGGAACACUUAGAAAGAUUGGAAGAAAGAGAUCAGGCAAAUCUUUCUCCAGCGUUGAAACUUGGUUUUAAAGUGUUUUCUGAGGGUAAGCUUGAUGUUUCAAGGUUCUGGGACCAAAGUGCUGGAAACACUAGCGGAGGACAUAAGCUAAUAAUGCUGUUUACCGAUUUUGAUGAAGAACCACCGACUGCAGUUUUUGACGACUAUGAUCCAAAGUUGCCAAAUAAUCCUAUUAAAAUAUUUGGCUUUUCGAUGGGUUUCGGAACGGGUCCACUUUCUGUGUUAAACUAUUUGGCAUGUCGAACAAACGGCGGUCAUUUUGUUGUUGAUUCUGUAAGCGAUGUACGGCAUCAAGCGAUCAACUACCUCACCAAACUUUCUGGACUCUUGUUUAGUGCUUUAUUUGAAAAACCAGUUGAGUCUCGCCCAGUCAGCUGGUCAAACUUAAUGAUGGACGUUCAAGGAAGAGGACCUGUAUUAACGCUUUCAAUGCCAAUCUUAAGUCCAGUACGAAACAAUUCCCGAGUUGUUGCUGUUGCUGCAGUUGACAUUGAACUAAAACAGCUGAUCAGAAUGCUUCCAAAUAACGACCAAAUUUAUGCAUUUAUUGUUGAUAAUAAUGGCAUCGUAAUUUACCAUCCAAAGCUUAAACUUCCAAAGACGGAACUGUAUGCGGUAAGACGUAUGGCAUGUCACGACCGACAUUCCAGACAACGUGGAGGCAGUAAGAUACAGUUUACACAAACAGAUGAAACUGUAUUGAAACUGAUGGGCCUGUUUGAUUCUAUUCCAACAUACGAUAUUAAAGAUUUGGAGCCACAUAGCGCAGCUUUAUUCGAAUUUCGAAAAGCAAUGAUUGACAGAAAUUGUACAGAACAACCAGUAUUGGAUGAUAAUCGUGAAUAUUUUUGUUCCGCUGUUGAUGGUACACCACUGGUGGUAGGAUUUGUAAUGUCGAGAAAAAAAACUGCUCUGUUCUUGAAUGUAACAACAAAAAAACCGAGAAAAUUUGAGAGCAAUUUAGUCGGAUAUUUUUUAACCGAUCAGCAUAUUUGUGAUGGUCAACUGAAUGAAUAUGAUGUUGCGGAACGUUUCGAUGCAUUAAUGUCCAGUAAUGUCUGUGAUGAUGAACUGAAUGAAAUAAAUGCAUUAGUUUAUGCAUCAAAAGAGUGGAUUCAUAGUUGGCCAUCACUUAUCUCAAAUAAUUCCUGUGCAGCUAAUCCAAUUCCAGCUGGUUUCGAUCCGUUCUAUUUUAUCCUUUCAUUCAUCUACACUCCCGCCGGGUUUACGUCAUUUUAUCCGAAUUGCAGUAUAAAACUUAUGGAAAGUGCGUUGGAAGAAUUCAAACAUCGAAAUUUUGACAAUUAUCAAGAUGAGAAUAAGCUACAACUGCUACCGACGUUUUCCAAACCGCCUAAUAUUAUUACCUACAAAAAUCUCUACGAUGCUAUUCAUCAAAAACUGCUAGCCACUGUAGGCGUUAUAUGGACCUCAACAUUCCUGACCAGUUACUUUAAGAAUUUGACAGUCAACCUUAAAGCACCAAAUUCAUCCGAUUGGAACGUUUGUUAUGGUUCAAGGCGUUGUCAUAUGGUAACCGAAACUGGGCACAUUGUUGCUGGGUUCAACUCCGAGAAGCAUUUGGCAGAAGCAGAUGUGUUUGUUCUUCACGAACUCGUGAAAAGAUCUUUUGCCAAAAGGUUUAUUAUUUUCUUCAUGCAAUCAUUUAGAUGGACUGAAAUCGACAGUCAGGCACAAUGCCCGCCUCUUCGAUGGAUGGAACUACUGGUGCUUUUUAAAGCAACAAUACAAGAUGUACAAUCGCAACCAGUACCUCUAGAUGACCGUUGUGUCUACUCCGAAACCAAUCACGAUGAGCUAUGCACUGUUGAAUACCCAAAUUAUUGGAUUCAUAUUAAUCAAACACAGUAUUUUUAUGUCAAUACGGGUAAAUGUAUGAGGGACGUUCGGAUUUUUCCGGUACCCGGGGUUUCUCUCUAUCUUUUCGUCAUGCAAAAGCCGUGCGAAAACGAAACUGUCUCUGACACCCUCAAAAAGCAGUACUCUUCGUCUGCCAAAAGAGUACCUGACUGCAAAUCCACUGUCACUUUCUAUCGUAAACGCCGUUCUGAUUUUGAUUACACGCGGUUUGAUCCUAAGGAACCGCAAACUCCAUGCUCAUCUUGCAUAAAAUUAGGUAUAGCUCAUAUACUAGCUGUGAUAUUCUUUAAAACUAUUUUCACAUAUUCUUUUCUAGGUCAGUAAAA